This is a messenger RNA of Eucalyptus grandis, 847 nucleotides long. RefSeq names its product major allergen Pru ar 1. Bases 229 to 711 code for a protein of 160 amino acids. Gene Ontology annotation, biological process: abscisic acid-activated signaling pathway; defense response. Gene Ontology annotation, cellular component: nucleus; cytoplasm. The transcript has 2 exons. The record is from RefSeq and is a predicted model, not a curated record. Lineage: Eukaryota; Viridiplantae; Streptophyta; Magnoliopsida; Myrtales; Myrtaceae. Gene Ontology annotation, molecular function: signaling receptor activity; abscisic acid binding; protein phosphatase inhibitor activity.
UAAGUCAACUUGGGAUUAGCCUAAAGAGUCCUCACUCUCCAAACUGGUUGAGGCCAGCUCGAUGCAAAGUCCAAACAAAAACUCCUGAUCCAUCUCCUCAAGGCUUCGGUCCUAUAAAUUCCUUCACCAGACCAUUCCUCUUCAUCACUCUCCACACCACCCCACCCCGCCGCCCCCCACCCUCUCUCUCUCUCUCUCUCUCUCUCUCUGUGGUACAUAUUUGAGAAGAUGGGUGUGGUCACUUUUGCGCAAGAGCUAGAAUCGCCAGUUGCUCCGGACCGCCUCUUCGAAGCUUUGAUGCUCGAUUCACACGUGCUGUUCCCUAAGCUCAUGCCUCAGUACAUCAAGAGAAUUGACCUGAUUCAAGGUGAUGGAGGCGUUGGCAGUGUCAAGCAAACCGACUUCUCUCAAGAAAGCUUGCUUCGAUAUGCGAAGCAUCGGAUCGAUGAGCUGGAUGCGGACAACUUCCGUUGCAAGUAUACUCUGAUCGAAGGGGACAUACUCAGUGACGACCUGAAGUCUGUGGUGUAUGAGAUGGAGUUUGUCGAUGAUGGCAAUGGCGGGUCCAUUUGUAGGAUGUCGAGCUACUAUUGUUCAGACCGAGACAUCGAGUUCAGAGAUGAGGAUAUAGAGGCUGGUAAGGAGACAGCGAUGGAGUUGUACAGGGCCGUUGAGGCCUACUUAUUGGCGAAUCCUACUGCUUACACCUAGUUUUGCUCUCAUUGAGACCUUCUCAGUCAUUAGCUCUUGAAUGUAAACUUGGCAGAAAGAGAAGGAGCAAAAAAGCUUUAGUAUUGUAAAUUGCCCUCAUGAGAGAUUUUAGUGAAUUUUACUGCUGAACCUGAAA